Tachyglossus aculeatus (Australian echidna) is the source of this 1626-nucleotide messenger RNA. Its product is annotated as scavenger receptor cysteine-rich domain-containing group B protein-like. NCBI's taxonomy places the organism in Eukaryota, Metazoa, Chordata, Mammalia, Monotremata, Tachyglossidae. The transcript is spliced from 4 exons. Gene Ontology annotation, cellular component: membrane. Bases 1 to 1626 code for a protein of 541 amino acids. The record is from RefSeq and is a predicted model, not a curated record.
AUGUCCUUCGGGGAGGAAGAUGGCCCUGCCUUGACCGAUGCCUUUCACUGCACGGGGACGGAGCCCCAUCUGUGGAACUGCCCGCGGAGCGCCCUGGGGGCUGCCGCCUGCCCGCCCCACCAUGUAGCCUACGCCAUCUGCUCUGGUGAGUCGGCGGAGGCACUGCGGUUGCAGGGCGGGCAGAGCCGGUGUGACGGCCGCGUGGAGAUCUUCCUGCGGGGCGCCUGGGGCCGGAUCGUGGCCGAGGCCUGGGGCCUGGCGGAGGCCGGGGUGGUGUGCCGACAGCUGCGCUGCGGAGAGGCCCGGAGAGCCUACAGCCUCGAUCCGACGGCCCGCGGCCCAGAGGCCACCCCUGUGGGGCUCAGCACUGUCACCUGUGCUGGGAAUGAGACCCGCCUGACCCAGUGCCAAGUCUCCACCCCUCCGCUACCUCCUGCAGGGACGGCCUGGGAUGUGGGCGUCAUCUGCUCUGGUGAGUUCCUUCCCGGGCCCUGCCCUACCCCGGGCAGUGGUCCCAGCCCUGGUUCCAUGCCCAGCCAUGGACCCACCCCCGGUUCCUCACCUGACCAGGGUCCCACUUUGGCCAUUGUCCCACCCCUGGCUAUGUCCCACAUCCCCAUUCCCACCCCAGGUCAUAUCCCACCCCUGACAGUGGUCCCACGUCCCACCCCUGACUACGUCCCCCCUCCCCAGUCCCACCCCAGGUCAUAUCCCACCCCUGACAACGGUCCCACGUUGGCCAUUGCCCUACUCGCAGAAAUGGCCCCUCUCCUUGCUGAGAGAGCGAAGGCCUGCGUCUGGCGGGCGGCCCGGGGCGCUGCUCCGGGCGGGUGGAGGUGCUCCACGACGGGCGCUGGGGGGACGGUCUGCAAUGACUCCUGGGACUUGGCAGAUGCCCAGGUGGUCUGCCGGCAACUGAGCUGUGGCGUGGCCCUCGGGGCCCCUGCCUCCGCCGGGCACGGGGCCAGGACGGGGCCCAUCUGGCUGGACGAGCUGGGCUGCACGGGGAACGAGUCUCGCCUCUGGCAGUGCCCCUACGCAGGCUGGGGCCAACAUGACUGCCGACACAAGGAGGACGUCGGCGUUCUCUGCUCGGGCAAGUUCUGCGGCCCUCGGGGACCCCACUGCUUCAAGCUUCGGGUUUGGCCCCUGAGCCAACGCAGAUUCUCAGCGGUCCCUCUCUCCCCAGAGUACACAGACGUGCGGCUCGCUGGUGGUUCCUGGGCCUGUACCGGGCGGCUGGAGGUUUUCUACAACGGGACGUGGGGAAGCGUGUGCCAUAACUCCCUGACGGAUGUCUCCCUCACCGUGAUAUGCAAACAGCUGCAAUGUGGAGCCCGGGGACAGGUGUUGCCGACACCGAAAACGGAGGCAGAAUCCAGGCUGACCUGGGUGGAUCGCAUCGAAUGCCGGGAGAAGCACCACAUCUCUCUGUGGCAGUGCCCCUCCGCACCUUGGCAUCCACACUCGUGCCCCAGGACGGAAGAAGCCUGGAUCAGUUGCCGAGGUGACGACCUUGUCGAUCUAUCGCCUCCGGCCUGGGAGCCAUGUGGCCCGUUUCAGGCAACUAAGUCUCUUGAUUUGAAAUGUACCAUGAGAGUGAAAACUGCUUGUGGGCAGGGUUAG